AUGGAGGACGUCAUGGAUAAUCAAAUUCUAAAGGCCGGUGACAGCUUUAGCUUAUCUCCGGCCACAUCUAGACUGGCUGGACCACUCACGCGCCAUCGAUGGGGAUACGAGGUAGAUCGUGACACGUCGAGUGAACCCUACUGCCCUCCUGCAACAAUAUUCCCUGUGAUGGGUCCAAAAGUCUCCACCCUCGAUACGACGGAGCCCAAUUUGAUGUUUGGGUCUGGCACAACGGAGCCCAGCCCAGCCCACACACCCGCUGGUGGGGAGGGAUCUUUGCCUCAUCUGGCUGUGUGGAUAGACAGUGAGUGGAUUCUGCUGGUCAGCCACGGGCGGACCAGCACACAGGCCGAAAUGCCGACCUCCCGACCGUGUGUUCUUUUCUUCACGGUCCCCAUCUCCCUAAUUCCGUUCCGUCUUCCUGAUCCAGGUGAUGGAUACUGUCAGCCCCCCUUUCAAGACUCCAAAGCAAUUGUCUUGUCUGGCAAUAAUCAUCCAAAUACUGGGAAGGCCAGUGACACCCAAACGGUAGUCAUCGCGGGCCACCAACACACACUUCCCCAGAACAUCUGCAUGCAGCGCUCACAUCAGGGUGUGGAUUUCGACAAAAACGACUUUUCGUGCUUGUCCUAUUGGCACAAAGUACUCAGUGACUUACGGAGAACAACUCUCGGAGUUACUCUAAUGGCCAUGGGGCCCGGUAUCUAUCUACAUAAGGGGUCCAUUCUAGCAAUGCCGAAUGCCGAUGCAACGGUUCUUGCGAUCCCCGGGGGCCGCGCGAUUUCUUGUGCUGUGCUUCUUACGAGGUCAUAUGCCAUAGUCCAUAUGCCAUUCGGCCAAGUUGCGAAUGCAAGGACGGGAUUAUCAAAAAGCAAAGAGCUACUAUUACCUCCGUACAAGAUAGGGCUAUCCAGGUGGCAAGAGCAUGAUUGCCACAAAGUAUUUCGUUUUCGCUUCCACACUUGGGUUAAAAGCGCUGAAUCAGCGGCUUACGGAAUCGGCACGGAAGCCCCAAGCUCCGCGGAGACCGACCCGAGCUUCUUGUCAGCUUCGGAGCGGUUGUUCGCCUUAACUCCACGUUUCGGACUUGGCGUAUUGUCAUCCGGCACUAGUUGGCAGUAUGUUAUGGAACUUGGUCCCUGCAGCCGUUCAACGGUCAGACUUGUUGGAUCUCGCAAGCCCUUCCGAAUGAGUCAUUUUGUGUCAGAUAUCCAUCAUUUCUGCGGGGACCCUUUCGGCGAUGGGGAAGAGAGCGACCUCGAUAGGACCUCGAAUAUUCCUUGUGUAAUGGGCGGGAAUGAGGAAGUGGGAUGCCGCGACUAA
This is a messenger RNA of Aspergillus welwitschiae, 1323 nucleotides long. RefSeq lists its product as uncharacterized. The record is from RefSeq and is a predicted model, not a curated record. The transcript has 13 exons. The coding region runs from base 1 to 1323 and encodes 440 amino acids. Lineage: Eukaryota; Fungi; Ascomycota; Eurotiomycetes; Eurotiales; Aspergillaceae.